This is a messenger RNA of Monoraphidium neglectum, 987 nucleotides long. RefSeq names its product 2-isopropylmalate synthase. Bases 1 to 987 code for a protein of 328 amino acids. Gene Ontology annotation, molecular function: 2-isopropylmalate synthase activity. The record is from RefSeq and is a predicted model, not a curated record. The transcript has 8 exons. Lineage: Eukaryota; Viridiplantae; Chlorophyta; Chlorophyceae; Sphaeropleales; Selenastraceae. Gene Ontology annotation, biological process: L-leucine biosynthetic process.
AUGGGCGGACUGUGGACCGGCAUCCGCCCUGUCCACCUGUACCCCACCAGCCAGAUGGUGUCCAAGUACAGCGGCAUGGUCAUCCAGCCCAACAAGGCCAUCGUGGGGGCCAACGCGUUCAGCCACGAGAGCGGCAUGCACCAGGACGGCAUGCUCAAGCACAGGGAGACGUACCAGAUCAUGACACCUGAAACCAUCGGCCUGCAGCCCAAGGGCGAGGACGCAGGCAUCGUGCUGGGCAAGCACAGCGGCCGCCACGCGCUGUCGGCGCACAUGAAGGGCCUGGGGUUCACGCUGACUCAGCAGGAGCUGGACGACCUCUUCAAGAGGUUCAAGGCCCUGGCUGACGGCAAGAAGGUCAUCACUGACGACGACCUGCUGGCGCUGGCGGGGGACGAGGCCACGUCAGCGUCGGCCGCGCAGGGCUGGGAGCUCGUGGACCUGCAGGUGGUCCGCGGCCGCGACGGCACCAAAACGUGCCUCGUGAAGAUGAACGGCCCGGACGGCAUCACGUACUCUGAGAUCGGCCGCGGCCCGGGCCCCGUCGCCGCCGCCUACAAGGCAAUCGACGCGCUCAUGCACGCGGAGGCUACCCUCAUCGAUUACAGCGUGCAGAGCGUCACGGAGGGCAUCGACGCGCUCGUCACGACGCACAUCACCAUCAGGCCCCCGGGCGCCGCGCGCGACGUGACGUCAUCGAUGGACUGCGACAUCGGCCACUGGGCCAGGGCCGGCAGCGCCGGGCGCGUCUUCGCGGGCCAGGGCACUGAUGUGGACAUUGUCAUCUCUUCCGCCAGGGCGUACGUGGCCGGCCUCAAUAAGAUGCUCGCUUGGCAAAAGGCGCAGCAGCAGGCCCUCGCCCGCGGCGGCCACACCGACAGGGGCGCCGCCCCCGCGGCGGCAGCGGCGCCCGCAGCGGCUAGCGACAGGAGCGACGGCGAGCGCCCGCCGUCGCGCACCGGGCGCGGCAAGCUGGUCGGCGUCUGA